AUGCAGGCUGGCGACAUGGCUGUUAAAGGAAGCAGUGAUGAACUCGCAAUGGAGAUGCAGCUCAGGGAAGAGAAGACUUACCAGACUGCCGAUGAAAGCAAACGGGAAAUCACCGUUGCUCUGAAAAUUUGGAAACAGACUCUGGAAGCAGAGAAUAAGAGGCUUAACGAAGUGCUACCAGUAGUGCAGCGGAGAUAUGAUGAAUUGGUGAAGCAAAGGGACGCACUAGUAGAAAAAGUAAAUAAAUUGAGAGAAUCUAUCGGAAUGGCGGCCUACGUUACGGAGGAAGAGCUGAAAGCUUUGGAUGCUGACGUCAAAACUGCGAAUUCCUUCUCUAUGGAGUCUUUCAGUCAAAAUUCGGAAACAUCAAGUUGUACUUCGUUACCUUCCCUACACGUUGAAGAUCAUUGCGGAUGA
Messenger RNA from Cylicocyclus nassatus, 417 nucleotides. NCBI's taxonomy places the organism in Eukaryota, Metazoa, Nematoda, Chromadorea, Rhabditida, Strongylidae. The record is from the annotation of a GenBank genome assembly.